Messenger RNA from Amyelois transitella, 1134 nucleotides. RefSeq names its product NADH dehydrogenase [ubiquinone] 1 alpha subcomplex subunit 8. The transcript is spliced from 4 exons. The record is from RefSeq and is a predicted model, not a curated record. Lineage: Eukaryota; Metazoa; Arthropoda; Insecta; Lepidoptera; Pyralidae. Bases 139 to 669 code for a protein of 176 amino acids. Gene Ontology annotation, biological process: mitochondrial electron transport, NADH to ubiquinone.
AAGACCAUUUAUAACGCUACUGUAAAUAAUUAGGUUUUUAUUUCCGAUUUCUUCCACAGAUUUUGUGGGAGAAAAUUCUUAUUUAUUUGGGUUUCCUAUUCGCCUCUAAAUUUACUGUGUUAUUUAUAAUUAGUUAAAAUGGUGGUUACUGCGGAUGUUCAUCUGCCUGAGGAGUCCGAAUUGACCGUGCCUGAGGUCAAUCUUUCCCAGGCAACUUUAAUUGCAGGAUCUUUCCACUUAGGAAAGUAUUGCGAGGCUGCUAAUAAUGAGUUUAUGUUAUGUAGAUUCGAGGAGAACGACCCUCGGAAAUGUAUCAACGAGGGUAAAGCCGUGACGGCCUGUACAAUGGAGUUCUUUCGGAAAGUAAAGAACUCUUGCUUCCGUGAGUUCAACCAGUACGCUCAAUGUGUUGACAAGAGCUCCGGGGACUAUGGUUUGCAGCACUGCCGCAAGACACAGAACGUGUACGAUACGUGCAUGCUCGACAAGCUGAACCUGCCACGGCCAGACUUCGGGUACUUCACUGAGGCUCGAGUGCACGAUACUAAGAGACCAAAACCCCUCCCGGAACCCAAGGCCGUGUAUCCAGACGCGACUCCCGCCCUUCCCGAGAACGCGGAGAAGAAACCGGCAAGAUUCGGCUCUCGUCUGUACUGGAUGACGGAAUAAACGCCCGCACGGGUGCGAGCGAGACGGGUGAUGCGACACAGUUCCGCUUAAAAUUUGUUUUGUUUUUCGUAAUUUAAAUUCAGAGAUACACCAUACCGGUUCCUAUGCUAAAAAAAAUCUGAAGGCUUUCCAAUUUCAAAAAUUGAUUUUUUUGUUGCUUUCAAUAAUAAGCUAAGAAAAACAUUGCUUACUAAAUGGGAAAAUAGAAUUUGUUACACAAUUAUGUACAUGAAUGUUAUGUAUUUAUAAUUUCUAAGCGAUAAAUGUAGCAUCAUCCAAAAUAUUUAAAAAUCAUGUAAAGUAACAAAUUAGUUUUCUUAAAAACAUUUUUAUUUAUCAAUUUUAACGGCCGAGCGUCAUUUUUAUAAAAGCUUUUAACAAUUUUUUGUAUCCUAAUUUGUUACUUUGUACAUCAAACAAAUAGUUAUUUAAAUGAUUUGUAGAAUAAUAAAUAUGUUGGAUUUA